Messenger RNA from Galeopterus variegatus (Sunda flying lemur), 1200 nucleotides. RefSeq names its product T, brachyury homolog (mouse) (gene TBXT). Gene Ontology annotation, biological process: regulation of transcription by RNA polymerase II; positive regulation of DNA-templated transcription; cell fate specification. The coding region runs from base 2 to 1087 and encodes 361 amino acids. The record is from RefSeq and is a predicted model, not a curated record. The transcript is spliced from 7 exons. Lineage: Eukaryota; Metazoa; Chordata; Mammalia; Dermoptera; Cynocephalidae. Gene Ontology annotation, cellular component: nucleus. Gene Ontology annotation, molecular function: RNA polymerase II cis-regulatory region sequence-specific DNA binding; DNA-binding transcription factor activity, RNA polymerase II-specific.
GAUGUUCCCGGUGCUGAAGGUGAACGUGUCUGGCCUGGACCCCAACGCCAUGUAUUCGUUCCUGCUGGACUUCGUGGCCGCCGACAGCCACCGCUGGAAGUACGUGAACGGGGAGUGGGUCCCCGGCGGCAAGCCCGAGCCGCAGGCGCCCAGCUGCGUCUACAUCCACCCGGACUCGCCCAACUUCGGGGCGCACUGGAUGAAGGCGCCGGUGUCCUUCAGCAAAGUCAAGCUCACCAACAAGCUCAACGGAGGGGGACAGAUCAUGCUGAACUCCUUACAUAAGUAUGAGCCUCGAAUUCACAUAGUGAGAGUUGGGGGUCCACAGCGCAUGAUCACCAGUCAUUGCUUCCCGGAGACCCAGUUCAUAGCUGUGACGGCUUACCAGAACGAGGAGAUCACAGCUCUUAAAAUUAAAUACAAUCCAUUUGCAAAAGCUUUCCUUGAUGCAAAGGAAAGAAGUGACCACAAAGACUCGAUGGAGGAACCAGGAGACAGCCAGCAACCUGGGUACUCCCAAUGGGGGUGGCUUGUUCCUGGAACCAGCACCCUCUGUCCACCUGCCAACCCCCAUCCUCAGUUUGGCGGCCCCCUCUCCCUGCCCCCCACGCAUGGCUGUGAAAGGUACCCGGCCCUGAGGAACCACCGGUCAUCGCCCUAUCCCAGCCCCUACACGCAUCGGAACAAUUCUCCAACCUGUUCUGACAAUUCAUCUGCAUGUUUGUCCGUGCUGCCAUCCCAUGACAGCUGGUCCAGCCUCGGAGUGCCUGCGCACCCCAGCAUGGUCCCCAUGAGUCCGAACGCCAGUCCCUCUGCUGGCUCCAGUCAGUACCCCGGCCUGUGGCCGGUGGGUGGCGGCGCCGCGGGCGCGCAGGCGACAGGGGUGUCCGGCGGGCUGGGCGCCCAGUUCUUUCGAGGGGCCCCCGCACACUACGCACCGCUUCCCCACUCGGCCGCCUCCUCCACGGGAUCCCCGCUGUAUGACGGGGCUGCCACCGUCACCGACAUCCCUGACAGCCAGUACGACGCCUCGGCCCAAGGCCGCCUCCUAGCCUCCUGGACACCCGUGUCACCCCCGUCCAUGUGAAUCCAGACCCCGGCUUUACAGGAUGACCUUCUUGCAGUGACUCUCGUGGUGGCCACGUGUGUGGAUUGGAUCGGUCUACUAGUUACAAAAGGACAGUGUCAGGGGCUGAGGGC